ACGCUGGUGUUUUUUUCCUCUUUUAUUUUUUUUAAUGCGGCUCUGUGAAAAGCCGCUUUUAGCAACAGCUAACGUCCGCGAGAGAGGUCGAAAAUGAUGAAUAUAAUAACACGGCGGACCUAAAAUGUAACUGUAUCGAGUCCAGUCAUUCCGAGCAUUUUAUUUUGAUGACCGAGAAUCAGGGUAACGUUAUUUAAGAAAAUGAAUAGUCUCGUUGGCUAAGCUAACAGUAAGAGCAAAGGCUAACGCUAAUAUUAACAUUAACGUUAACAAUAUGAAUUAAAGCAAGUGCUAACGCUAAUAAUAACAAUAACACUGGCAUAUCUUAAGGUUAACAUUAAGGGUUAAGGCUGAUAUAACUAUGAAGGGUUAAUGCUAACGCUAACUGGCGUGUUUAGCUUCCCUUGCUAACGCGUUUCAUAGAAACCCAGCAACAACGAAUCGGGCUGUGAACUCCAACUUGUGCUCUGACAGCAGCUUGCUGGACACAUAUCUACAGAAAAGACACGAAUGAUGCUGUAAGAGGGGAGCUCGUCCUGAUGGCUGUCUCUGAAGAACAGGAAGGGGGGAGAGAGGCUGAUUCUCAGCAGCUUUAACCCCGCUGGUCUAUGAGCCUGCGCUGGGAGCAGCUCCCUUCGCCUCUGCCUGCCCUGCUCAGUGCACUGACCUGCAGGCCCGGAGGCACAGUGUGGAGCACAGGACGGCGGGAGACACUCUGUAGGUGCUGUGGUGCGGCGAAGACGAGGCAGACAGUGCCUCCUCGUGCAGGGACGACAUGUCGGAGAACGAGGACGCGGAUCACCCGCGCUUCUUCGUGGGUGCUGAUGACGGAGAGGGAGAGGAGCUACUGGACCCAGGGAGAGUGCUGGGCUAUGACUGCCUCUAUGAGAACGUGGAAGAGGAAGAUGAGGACGCAGACGAGGAAGAGUAUGACUCGCCUCCAGAGAGACAGAUAGUGGUGGGUAUCUGUGCCAUGGCCAAGAAGUCCAAGUCCAAGCCUAUGAAGGAAAUCCUGGAGCGCUUGUGUCUGUUUAAGUACAUCACUGUGGUGACUUUCGAGGAAGAAGUCAUCCUUAACGAGCCUGUGGAGAACUGGCCACUGUGUGACUGUCUAAUUUCCUUCCACUCCAAAGGAUUUCCAUUGGAUAAAGCUGUGGCAUAUGAGAAGCUUAGGAAUCCAUUUGUGAUCAAUGAUCUGGAUCUACAGUACUGCAUUCAGGACAGGAGAGAGGUGUAUCGGAUCUUAAAAGCUGAGGGGAUCCAGCUUCCACGCUAUGCUGUUCUAAACAGAGACCCAGCAAGACCAGAGGAAUGUAACUUGGUUGAAGGAGAGGACCAUGUGGAGGUGAACGGAGAAAUUUUCCAGAAGCCUUUUGUGGAGAAGCCAGUGAGUGCCGAGGACCACAACGUCUAUAUCUACUACCCCACCUCUGCAGGAGGAGGCAGCCAGAGACUCUUCCGCAAGAUUGGCAGCAGAAGUAGUGUUUAUUCUCCUGAGAGUAGUGUCCGGAAAACAGGCUCGUACAUAUAUGAGGAGUUUAUGCCUACAGAUGGGACAGACGUGAAGGUGUACACAGUGGGCCCAGACUAUGCCCAUGCAGAGGCCCGCAAGUCUCCUGCUUUGGAUGGAAAGGUAGAGCGAGACAGUGAAGGAAAAGAGGUUCGCUACCCUGUUAUCCUCAAUGCCAGAGAAAAGCUAAUAGCCUGGAAAGUCUGCCUGGCCUUUAAGCAAACAGUGUGUGGGUUUGACCUGCUUCGUGCCAACGGCCAGUCAUAUGUCUGUGAUGUGAACGGCUUCAGCUUUGUGAAGAACUCCAUGAAGUACUAUGAUGACUGUGCAAAAAUACUAGGGAAUAUUGUCAUGAGAGAACUUGCUCCGCAGUUCCAGAUUCCAUGGUCCAUCCCUUUGGAGGCAGAGGAUAUUCCCAUAGUUCCCACCACUUCAGGGACAAUGAUGGAGCUGCGGUGUGUGAUUGCUGUGAUUCGACAUGGAGAUCGAACCCCCAAGCAAAAAAUGAAAAUGGAGGUCCGACAUCAAAGAUUUUUCGAUCUUUUCGAAAAAUACGAAGGGUACAAAAGUGGAAAGAUAAAACUGAAAAAGCCAAAGCAACUUCAGGAAGUUUUAGACAUUGCUAGACAACUUUUGGUUGAACUUGGGCAGAAUAAUGAUACAGAAAUUGAAGAAAGCAAAGCCAAACUUGAACAACUGAAAACCGUCCUAGAGAUGUAUGGCCAUUUUUCAGGUAUUAAUCGAAAGGUGCAACUAACAUAUCUACCCCAUGGUUGCCCAAAAACGUCAAGUGAAGAGGAAGACAUGCGGAGGGAUGACCCGUCCCUAUUGCUGGUGCUGAAGUGGGGUGGGGAGCUUACUCCGGCAGGCAGGGUUCAGGCGGAGGAGCUGGGUCGAGCGUUUCGGUGCAUGUACCCAGGAGGACAAGGCGACUAUGCAGGCUUUCCUGGGUGUGGCUUGUUGCGUCUGCACAGUACGUAUCGUCACGACUUGAAGAUUUAUGCUUCUGACGAGGGCAGAGUUCAGAUGACUGCAGCUGCCUUUGCCAAGGGUCUGUUGGCGCUGGAGGGUGAGCUGACCCCCAUCUUGGUGCAGAUGGUCAAGAGUGCCAACAUGAAUGGUCUGCUGGACAGUGACAGCGACUCUCUCAACAGCUGCCAGCAGAGGGUCAAAGCUAGGCUCCAUGAGAUCCUGCAAAAAGACAGAGACUUUGCAUCUGAGGAUUACGAAAAGCUGGCUCCCACAACGAGUACAUCCCUGGUGAAGUCCAUGCAGAUGAUCAAGAACCCAGUGAAGACGUGUGAUAAGGUGUAUUCCCUCAUCCAGAACUUAACCCUACAGAUUAGGCAGAGGAUGGAGGACCCCAAAUCAGCAGACAUUCAGCUGUACCACAGUGAGACUCUGGAGUUAAUGCUGCGCCGCUGGUCCAAACUGGAGAAAGACUUUAAGAUGAAGAAUGGCCGCUACAACAUCAGUAAGAUCCCAGACAUCUACGACUGCAUCAAAUACGACGUUCAGCACAACAGCUCGCUCAAGCUCGACAACACCAUGGAGAUCUAUCGCCUCUCGAAGGCUCUGGCCGACAUAGUCAUUCCACAAGAAUAUGGUAUUUCACAAGCUGAGAAGCUAGACAUUGCCAAAGGCUACUGCACACCUCUCAUCCGCAAGAUCCGUUCUGACCUCCAGAGGACACAAGACGAUGACACUGUCAACAAGCUUCACCCAGUGUACUCUAGAGGAGUCAUGUCUCCUGAGCGUCAUGUGCGUACCAGGCUCUACUUUACCAGUGAGAGUCACGUGCACUCUCUCCUCUCAAUUCUACGCUAUGGAGCCCUCUGUGAUGAGACCAAAGAUGAGCAGUGGAAAAGGGCCAUGGACUACCUCAAAGUUGUCAGUGAGCUGAACUACAUGACUCAGAUUGUAAUCAUGCUUUAUGAGGACCCUAACAAGGACCCCUCGUCAGAGGAGCGUUUUCAUGUGGAGCUGCAUUUCAGCCCAGGAGCGAAAGGCUGUGAGGAAGACAAAAACCUGCCAUCAGGAUUUGGCUACAGACCAGCGUCCAGAGAGAACGAAGGCUCUAAGAAAAAGUCGCAGAAUGACAGUGAUGAGGAGUCCAGUGGUUUGAAGCGGGACGAGCCAGACCGAGCCCUCGUAAUGUUCCGGCCGAUGGUUUCUGACCCCAUCUACAUUCACAGGAAAUCCCCUCUUCCACGCUCCAAAAAGAUCGGCUCUGUAGAAGAAGAAAGCCCCCUGAGUGUGUCUAGCCCUGAGUCAAUUGGUACCUGGAUACAUUACACCUGUGGUGUUGGUACUGGGCGUCGAAGACGCAGAUCAGGGGACCAAAUAACUUCCUCCCCUGUCUCCCCCAAAUCACUGGCUUUCACAUCCAGUAUUUUUGGCUCAUGGCAACAGGUUCUCUCAGAGAACAACAGUCAUGCAAGACCAGGCAGGCUACACUCGGACCAGAAGCUCACCACUGGAAUGGGGUCUCAUUGUGCUGGCCUGUUUAGCACCAUGGUGCUGGGAGGCUCCUCCAGUGCACCUAACCUACAAGAUUAUGCUCGCACACACCGUAAAAAGCUGACCUCUUCUGCCUUCUUAGAUGAGGCCACGCGUGGUUCUGCUGUAAAAAGAUUUUCUAUCUCAUUUGCGCGACACCCGACCAAUGGGUUUGAGUUGUACUCCAUGGUUCCCUCCAUCUGCCCACUGGAGACCCUUCACAAUUCACUGUCCCUCAAACAAGUUGACGACUUCCUCGCCUCAAUUGCCAAAUCCCAUGACUCCCUGCUUGACAUUUCUGCAUGCUCACCAGCUGUUCAAGGAAGGAAGGUGCCUUUAAACACCUACACUCCUGCGAAGGUUUUACCCUGCCCAUUCACGCAGUCACUGUCAAAGAAGUCACCAGAGCGGGCUGUAUCAGUUGGAGGAGGUUCUCCUUCCAGAGUGUCCAGAUCAGGCCAAGCGGACCUGGUUCAACAAUGUGCCACUGGAGACAAGCCGUCACAGCAGAGGUCUCCUCAGCAGGCCCCAAAAAGCAAAGCAGCCAUACAGCCCAACACAACAGAACCCCACCAGGCUACAGCUAUUGGCACCUCAGCCUCCCAUCUGUUACCAUCCAUUGAGGGCUUGUCUGACAAAUGCCAACCACAGUCAGCCUACCAGGAAGUGCAAGAGGAUAGCACAUCAACCCAAACUCAAAGCUGUGAAGUCUCAACUCAACACAACAGUAUUUCCGAAAGUGUAACAAUGGCACAUCAGAUAUCAUCCCAUGGUAAUAAUCAUUGCCAUAUCACAUCGCAACAAGCCAACACCCAGGAUUAUCAAAGUGGAGCAAAACCAGCCCUAGAAAAGCCCACCAAGCAGACUUCUCAAGAAGAACAUCAUAAAGACAAAGUGCAGCAAUUCACUGCAACACCAGUGAUGGUAAAAGACCAAGAAUCAUCAGCCACCAUGCUAAAAGAGCAGAAAGCAGUGGCAGAUUCCACAAACUGAACAUGCCUUGAAGCUCUCUUGACACCACUGUUACAUUAAACUGGAUGUUACAGGCCUUGAUUCGUCCAAUUUUACCUGUAGUUGUCUCACUAGAUGACAUCAUAUCUAAGAUACCAAAAGAUCUUGCAGUCAUUUUUCAUUGUCACAGCCAUGGCUGAUUUAGCAUUUACUGUAUGUUCACCAGAGUAAGAGUUACUUAGGAUUUGUUACUCAUAUCUUGUAUAUUUGAAUGUUUGAAUGUACAAUCAGAUGUACACAGUCUACUUUGUCAUGAUAAGUAUGACAUUUUGCUAAAGCUAUUUUAAUUAUUCCUGAACAUUGAAUUAAUGCAGCACUUUUGGGGGCUUAAUAUCAAAGUCCAAAGUAAAAUGUAAUUAGAGUCCUAUUUUUCAUACAUAUCUUUAGUUACACUGUGUUUGCGCUUCAUUUCCUUCCCAUCAAACUGGAAAUGAGGAGAAAUCUGCCUUAGAGUUACAGUUGUGGAAGAUUUUUCAUCAUGCUUUAUUCCAUCGUAACCAAACCUUAUUGUAUAUAUAGAUAUAUAUUGGGAAUAAACCUUGGUGAAACUCCUGUCA
This is a messenger RNA of Colossoma macropomum (tambaqui), 5577 nucleotides long. It is a transcript of the gene ppip5k2, whose product is annotated as diphosphoinositol pentakisphosphate kinase 2. Gene Ontology annotation, biological process: inositol phosphate biosynthetic process; inositol metabolic process. Lineage: Eukaryota; Metazoa; Chordata; Actinopteri; Characiformes; Serrasalmidae. The coding region runs from base 776 to 5002 and encodes 1408 amino acids. The transcript has 31 exons. Gene Ontology annotation, molecular function: inositol hexakisphosphate kinase activity; diphosphoinositol pentakisphosphate kinase activity; 5-diphosphoinositol pentakisphosphate 1-kinase activity. The record is from RefSeq and is a predicted model, not a curated record. Gene Ontology annotation, cellular component: cytosol.